ACUUGAACAUAGGCCUAGCUGGUAAAAUGGUGUCCAUGACUAGCCUGUGUGUUGUUAUUUUAUUAUUUCAAGUAUUGCAGAUAAAAGCCCAAAUGAAAAAUGUUGCCUUAAAUAAAGCAACCGACCAGAGUUAUACAUAUCGUGCGGCUGUAUCAUCUAGAGCUGUAGAUGGUAAUACUGAUGCUGAAUUUAAUAGAGGAUCGUGUACUCAUACACAGCUUGUUUCACCUGGUUGGUGGUGUGUUGAUUUACAAUACAUCUUCAGAAUCACCAAUAUUACAAUAUAUAAUAGAAACAACAAUCAACAAAGAUUACAAGCGUUUGAGAUAAGGCUACGUUCUGAUAAUCAGUGUAAUGGACAAGGACUUGUAUCAGCUACAUCAUGUUAUAUAAAUACACCACCAACAGUACAAGAUGUAUAUACUAUAGAUAGAUGUAAUCAACAACCAUCUACAUCUUUAUCUGCUAGAACAGUGUUUAUUAAUACUACCGAUACACUUACAUUGUGUGAAGUUGAAAUAUACACAGCCCAAAUUAAAAAUGUGGCCUUAAAUAAAGCAAGCGACCAGAGUUAUACAUAUCGUGCGGCUGUAUCAUCUAGAGCUGUAGAUGGUAAUACUGAUGCUGAAUUUAAUAGAGGAUCGUGUACUCAUACACAGCUUGUUUCUCCUGGUUGGUGGUGUGUUGAUUUACAAUACAUCUUCAGUAUCACCAACAUUACAAUAUAUAACAGAAAUAACAAUCAACAAAGAUUACAAGCGUUUGAGAUAAGGCUACGUUCUGAUAAUCAGUGUAAUGGACAAGGACUUGUAUCAGCUACAUCAUGUUAUGUAAAUACACCACCAACAGUACAAGAUGUAUAUACUAUAGAUAGAUGUAAUCAACAACCAUCUACAUCUUUAUCUGCUAGAACAGUGUUUAUUAAUACUACCGAUACACUUACUUUGUGUGAAGUUGAAAUAUACGCAGGUUGUAGAGUUGAUGAAAACUGUCAAUCUUGUAAUACAACAACAGGUAUCUGUGCCUCAUGUAAAGCUCGUUGGUUUGGUACACAGUGUCUACAGCAGUGUUCUACAUGUAUGGUGUUAUGUGAUAAAUCAAAUGGUAUUUGUAAUGGCGGAUGUAUUGAUGGUUAUUGGGAUAACUCGUGUCAACAACAAUGUUCUAAUAACUGUGAUAAUGGAGGAUGUAGACAGGUAGAUGGUUAUUGUAAUGGUGGAUGUAUUGAUGGUUAUUGGGAUAACUCAUGUCAACAACAAUGUUCUAAUAACUGUGAUAAUGGAGGAUGUAGACAGGUAGAUGGUUAUUGUAAUGGUGGAUGUAUUGAUGGUUAUUGGGAUAACUCAUGUCAACAACAAUGUUCUAAUAACUGUAAUAAUGGAGGAUGUAGACAGGUAGAUGGUUAUUGUAAUAAUGGUUGUAAAGUAGGAUGGUAUGGAGAUAAAUGUGAUAAAACAUGUAAUUGCUCUCAAAGUAAGAUAUAUAUAUACUAACAAUUUGCAUUUACUGUUUCAUGAAUAUAACCAAGACACGUAGGUUUAAUUCUGAAUAAUAGUGAAACCGAUACUGUUUUCAAACUGUCUACUGAGCUCUUCUAUGUUGGAAAUCUUGUUGAAUCUACUCUAUAUGUAGCAAAUGCUCUCUAUUUGAGGCAUCCCCGAUUCAAAUAUUCCCGAAAGUCAUCUGAUACUUCGGCGAGAAAUGCCCCGGAGGAAACUGUUUUCGCGGAAGCACCAGGGAAGCAGUCCCGAAGCUUCCCCGUGGAUCUGGAAAGCUCCGGGGAUGCAAGCAUUGAAAUUUUUCGCAGUUCUCCAGAGGCGAUGUUCUACCGAUAGUCCCACAUGGCUCACGACGUUACCGACGCCUCCCGAGGCUCAUCAAUUUCCAUCGGUAGUAGUAGUUCGUGGAUUUUUAAAAAAUAAUGCAGCAUUUACUGGCAGCACGUAUUCCGAAAUGUUUUCCGCGUUCCAUAUACAUGUACAUGUAUUCCAAUUUCGAUAAUCCGAUUGUCCAUGAAAUUCAGUUUUAUUUCCACAAUUUUCUAACUUUUUGGUUACAUCUGGGUUCACGGAAAAUCAGUGCUGAUAACUUUGAAUUCCAAAGAUAUUGAGAAGAGAAAGGUAAAUGUGGGAAGAUAAUAUUGAAAGGUACUAGUAUAAUACAUUGGAAGUAAUGUCUGGUAGGAAUGUAUGACUUGAAGGAUCGUGAAAUGGAAGGAGUAUUGUAAAAUAAGUAUUGGACGUUGUGCAUGGGAUGGUAAGCAAUUGAACAAUAAAUAAGGAAAGCUAAAUAUUUGUAAGUAAGUAUUAGAACAAAUUAUUGAAAUUGUUGAAGGUCGCUCAGACAAGGGCGAUCUUAAAUGUGAAUGACUUUCAUUAAUAACAACAGGUCAUGCAUUGCCUGCCAGUCCAUUUGGUAAUUUUGAGAUUAUGUUUAUUCAUGAACACGAUUGUCAUAAAAAGUGUGGUAAUGUUGCGGUAUUACGCGCUUUAAAUCUUGUAAAUCUUGACUUGUGCCGACUAUAAUGGAAGUGGAGCUUGGUACAAAUCGUCAUAGAAAUAUAGUUGAUACAGGACACUUCAGAACAUGAAUAUCUUUAUCUUUGGGGUCUGUUGAUGUUCCUCCUGGGUGUAUCGACGGUAUAUUAAAAAUAUUAAGCUGCUGAAGACUUUGAAGAAGGUUCUGAUAGACUCUAUUAUAUCUCCUUUGAUGACAGGUGGGUGAUUUUUAUUGAUUCUAGUUUUGUGAUCUGCUUUUAUUACUGCUGUGUGAUCUGGUUGGUUGACUGAAGUUGAGUGGUAUGCUUGGAUGCUAGUUUUGUGACCUCUUUGGGCGACCUCUUUUGAUGGAAGUUGUAUGAUCUCUUUGCAUGGUUACAUUUGUUGCUUGCUUUGUGAUAUCCGUGAAUGACUGUCAUGAGAUGUCAAGUUGCUUGACCUCAUUGGGUGAAUGUUGGAUGAUUUCGUUUGAUGUUAGUUCUAUGAUCUCCUUGGUAGCUAUUCAUUGACUGUAUUUGUUGCUGAGUAUGUGAUAUCCAUGAAUGAUUGUCAGAAGAUCCCCUAGGAUGGCUGUUUGAUGAUCUAUGUUCGUGCAAGUUGUGUGAUUUCCUUGGGUGAGUGUGGGGUGCUCUCUUUGGAUUCCGGUUGUGUGUUCCUCUUGGAUGACUAUUGGAAAAUAUCUUCCGUAUAUUGAUGACUUUUGGGGAUUUCCUUGAAGGACUGUUGUGUGACCACCUUGGAUGCUAUCAGCUGGGUUGAUUGUAGUGGGAUAGAAUUAUCUUUGUUUCAGGGAUGUUAUGGUGUUUACAUCUUUUUGCCGUAUAUUUAUUGACAUCAUCUGUUUUACAAUCGAUCUUUCGUGUUAGUGUUAAGUAGAACAGGACAAUGCGCAGGCUCACCACCAUUGUAAAUACUGCUUUCACCAGAAGUAAAUGAAUAGUAAGCGACUAAAUAUCAUUUUUCGACGCACAUUUGAAAGUGAAAUUGUCCAAGUGCUCGCACUCGUAAGUCAAAUAUUCCCUUAUAUCAAUCCGAGGGAGAGAAGGUUUAUAUCCGACAUCAUAGUUUUAAUCCUUAAAUUCAAUGGACUCUUCCAUUAAAAGUCAACAACGAUUGGAUAAUUGCUCAAUAGUUUACGCCAAAUAGCGAAAAUUUCCGAAGUAAUCACGAGAAUCUUUUCCGAUAAUUCUGAUAGUGACCCUUGAGGCUUUUCCGUAUGUUCAGAGAAGGAUUUGACGGACUGUGUUAAGUGACUAUACCCCAAAAAAUACUUUACAAAGGAACUCUUGGGCUAUUUGGACUAGAAGUCUUGGGGUAUGUGGAGAAAUAAUCGAAAUGUGGCCGAAAAGAAAAUUCUGAAUAACCGAUCUAAAUAUGCCGAUAAGUACGCCGUCUAUUUCGGUGAUGAAUGCUACAAACUGUACCAUAAAAAGUUUCUAAUUGUCAAAAGAAUAAAAAUUGAUUUCUGUGUUCUUUGUAUUAUUUCGAUCAUCAACGUCAUCAGCGGUUGAUAUGAACCGAAUAACUAUAUCAAUCUAUGAUGAUGUCAUGACAGGUUGAUAAGAGAUAUAACUUCUAUGCACAUUAAAGAAAAAACUACCGCCAGUUGUAUAUAAAUAUCAACAUGCUCUUACACACUGCACGCAUGACUAAGAUCAUUUAUUUUAAUGUCCGUGAACGAUUAUAUAUCACCCCUGCAUAAUUAUAUGACAUGAAUGUUAUUUAAAGGGUUUUGAGCAGGCCUGAGAUAGUAGAUCGUAAACUCGUGCUCUGCUACAGUUGGGCCAAUUGUGAAAUUGGUCAGCAUUCAGAUUAACCGAGGUUAUACUGUGGAAAGAAUAAGAAGAGGGAAAGAAGUUUGAGGUAAAAGAGAGAGAGAGAGAGAGAGAGAGAGAGAGAGAGAGAGAGAGAGAUGGGGUUUAACGUCCACUCGACACAAACUAGGUCAUUUCGGGACUAACAUACGGUUUAAUUUUAUUUACAUAAUUCGCUUGCGCGUAGGGGUCUUUAGCAGUGGGAGGAAACCGGAUUGAGGUAAAAGAAUAGAUUAUGUAAAGUGAAAUUAUUAUAUUACAAAAAUAUCUUGCUUAAGUUUUGAUACACAGUUUAAUUUGUUGUUUUUUGGUGCGAUAAUCGGGACAGUCAUGCAGUUACGGCCUAGAAGACUUUUCCGGGUCACCUUUUUCUGGAACAUUAAGGUCGCCUUCUAGGUAAGCACUACACAGUUCCGGUCAGUAUAUUUUCGAGAGCUUAAUUCUUGUAGCUUUAUAUUAAUUAAAAUAAUGAGAUUUUGUCAGGUUUAUUAAUCGCGAGUAAUAUAUAAAAUAUGCUAUGAAGAAACCAGUUAGCGUUACAUAUGUAGUUUAUUAUAUAUAUAUAUGUUUAAAUCAGGGUAUAUAUUAUUAUGAUGAUGUAACCAAGCGUAUCGGGCGCUGAAUAACUCAAAAGAAUAUAUUUUAAAACUAAAUUGAGAAUAGUAAGACGAUAUUGUCGUUGUACCGUAGAGCUUCAAUUGUGGGGUGACGUUGCAAAUCUGAUCCAUUUUCCCCUGAUGCGUUCUGAAUAGAAAUGAAAGGAAAUGAAUGGAGUUUAAUGUACAAUCAACACAAUACUUCGGUCAUUUUGAAACUAACACGUACCAUUAAUUUAUAGUCACGCGUGCAAUGCUAGAGAGGAGACGUUUGCCCGGGUACCGGCGUUUCCCCCCUUACUAUUCGUCAGAUUCUAGGUGUUAAAUGCUGCGCUUUUGCAACUAACAUGCAUCGACCAUUUUUAUACUCAUGCGUGCAAUGCUAGAGAGGGGAAUUUUUGCCCGGGCACUGGCGAUUUUAGAUGUUAAAUACUGCACUUUAGACCGAUGCUUUACGACGUCUUUAUACACUAAUACACCCAAAGAUAGUGCGAUUAAAUCGGUAUUUGUUACUUACUCAUAUUUAUGUUUCAGUAAAAAGUGUUGAUGAUUGUCUAAACCUGUAAACAGUCUACAAGUCAGAGUUUAUGACAGAAAUAUUACCAGAAUGGCAGAUGAAGAUAUUCCCGUUGUUUCUCUAACAGAAUAUAUGUUUUCUUGGUUUGAUAAAUAUGCUGAUGAUAUUGCCAUGGUUGAGUUAGACACAGAGAGAAGUGUGACGUAUAAAGAAUUAAAAUGUCUGAUUAUAAAAGCAUCGAAUGGUUUACAAUCUAUAGGAGUAAAAGAAGGAGAUGUUGUUUGUAUGUGUUCACCUAAUAAUAUUGAUUAUGCUGUUGUUUUCUUCGCCGUGACGUCGUUAGGUGCUAUUUUACAGGCAACAAACCCACUUUAUACAAAAGAUGAAUUGGUGGCCCAGUUUGAGAAAUGUAAAACCAAGUAUAUAGUAACAGUACCAAGUCUGGUUGAUAAAAUUAAAGAAAGUAUAAACAACAACAUUAAGGACAUAAUAGUAAUUGGCGGUGAAGACAAAUAUGAAGACUGUACAUCACUGGACAAAGUUAUCUCCCUUGGUGAAGGCAAAGAUCUCAAGAAGGCGACCUUUGACCCUAAAAAGACUGUAGCUUGUUACAUAUUUUCUAGUGGAACAACUGGUUUACCUAAAGCUGUUAUGUUAUCACAUUACAAUGUAAUCGCCAAUCUCGCACAAUUAAGAGCCUUGGACCUAGAUAAAGAAGAUUCUGUUUUAUUAUUUUUACCACUGUUUCACAUAUACGGAUUGGUUGCUAUUACUGCAAGUGUUCUAACGUAUGGGUCGAAAUUGGUGUUAAUGUCCAGAUUCUUCCCUUUGCCAUAUAUGGAAGCUGUUCAAAAAUAUCAGAUAAAAAUACUGCACAUGGUUCCUCCAGUAAUGGUUUUAUUAGCAAAAUUACCAGAAACUAAAAAUUAUGAUCUAACGUGUGUUAAAAAAGUCGUCUGUGGAGCGGCUCCUCUUAGUGUGGCUAUUGAAGACCAAGUGAAAGAUAUUUUCAAGGUCAACUACAUUAGUCAAGGAUAUGGUAUGUCUGAAUGUAUGGUAACUCAUCUAGACACAGAAGAGAAUCAUAAAUUCGGUUCAGUUGGACAAGCUAUAAAGGGAAUCAAAACAAAGAUUAUUGAUACAAAGACAGGAGAACCACUUGGUGUAAAUCAAGAUGGAGAAGUUUGUAUCCAAGGACCACAGAUAAUGCUGGGAUAUUUGGAUCAACCAGACGCAACAGCAGCUAUUAUUGAUAGUGAUGGGUGGAUAAAAACAGGUGAUGUGGGCCACGUAGACGAAGAUGGUUAUCUAUUUAUAAUUGAUAGAAUAAAAGAAUUGAUUAAAUAUAAAGGUUUCCAGGUGGCACCAGCGGAAUUAGAAGCUUUACUACUAAAACACCCCGAUAUUGCUGACGUAGGUGUUAUUGGUGUACCUGAUAUUGAGGCUGGGGAACUCCCGAAAGCCUUUGUGGUUUUGAAGAAGGGUGUACAGUUAACUGCCGAAGAAAUACAAGAUUUUGUUCACAAACAAGUGGCUCCUCACAAGAAACUUAGAGGCGGUGUUGAAUUCCUGGAACAAAUUCCAAAAAGUGCUAGCGGGAAAAUUCUUAGACGUAUUUUGAGAGACAGAUCAUAACAUUUAAUUGAUAAUUAUAUAUUUAGUACUCAAAACAUUAAUAUAUUGUGCUCAUUUAUUGUUUAUUUUCUUUGCUCGGUUUUUGAGAAAUGAAGAUUACCGAAAAUUAUAAUAUAAAUCGCUAAGUUACUUGUUUAUUUACUUAAUACGUAUGUAAUUAAUAUCGUAAUUUAUAUUUACUGGUAAUAAUAUACAUAUAUACAUAUGCGCUCAGUUAUUUGUUUAUUGUUUAUUUACUUAAUACAUAUUUUCUGGUAAUAAUAUACAUAUACAAACUAUUUAAGGUGUUUUCACAAAUUCUCCAUAGUUUGCCAAACUAUUGUCAUGCCUCUCUAUACAAUACCGAUUUGAUACCGAAAUGCCUGAUCUACGGUGGGAGCCACAAUGGCUGAGGAAGACGCUGACUCGCUAUUUGUAGUAUGGUCGGCUGCUUGUUUAGGAUAUGAUAAAUGCAGUCAAGGUUGCCGUGGCUUAACUGUGUAACUGGGACAUGUAAUCUUAUGAGAGCAUAACAGUUUAUAAGUGUUGGUUAAAAUGGCGGAAAUACAAGUCCCUAUUGUAUCUCUUACGGAAUAUAUGUUUUCUUGGUUUGAUAAAUUUCCAGAUAAUGUGGCUCUGGUAAGUUG
Messenger RNA from Patella vulgata (common limpet), 7686 nucleotides. RefSeq lists its product as uncharacterized. Gene Ontology annotation, molecular function: CoA-ligase activity. Bases 5516 to 7060 code for a protein of 514 amino acids. The transcript has 16 exons. Lineage: Eukaryota; Metazoa; Mollusca; Gastropoda; Patellidae. The record is from RefSeq and is a predicted model, not a curated record.